AUGCUGUUUGGUGUGUUUGCAAUGCAAUGCAGAGAUGAUGUCACGAAUGGUAUACCUUCGGCGGUCGAUAUGGAAUCUUCCAGUUCUGGCUUCAGAUCCCAAUUUAUACCAGAGGUGACUCUGCUUUUGCUUUCAUUCAUACCAUCACUACUGCCGCACAGACAUCACAUCCACAGCACAGUUAUCCUCAUAAGUCAAACAAAUCCAAUACAUUUCCAAUGGCGACAAUCCUUUGGCGAUAAGAUUCCCGAACGACAUGAAUGUUCUGGCAAUUCAUCCAUUGAUUCAACAUUUACUGAAGCGAUGUAUUUUGAAAUAUACAUCGAUGUGGAGAAUGUAAUGCUAGCGUUGACUGGAAACUAA
This is a messenger RNA of Medioppia subpectinata, 363 nucleotides long. The record is from the annotation of a GenBank genome assembly. Lineage: Eukaryota; Metazoa; Arthropoda; Arachnida; Sarcoptiformes; Oppiidae.